Molecule: messenger RNA, 1965 nt
Organism: Nematolebias whitei (Rio pearlfish)
Lineage: Eukaryota; Metazoa; Chordata; Actinopteri; Cyprinodontiformes; Rivulidae
Gene: nagpa
Product: N-acetylglucosamine-1-phosphodiester alpha-N-acetylglucosaminidase
Exons: 12
Coding region: 107-1909 (600 amino acids)
Source: RefSeq, a predicted model, not a curated record
CGCAGCGUUGACUUUGCACGUAACACGUUUGCAGCGAUAAGCUCUACCAGGAAGAUGUGGAGUUCAACUGGAGAGUGGAGUUUGACAGGUUACUUGGCUACUCCAUAUGGCAGCAGACGCGGUGAAAUGUGCGUAUCUGUGGCUGCUGUUGUGGCUCUGUGUCGGGGCGUCCGAGACCGAAAGUACCCGACAUUCUACAAACGAUGACGUCCUCCGACCAUAUACCCACGGACACGGCCCUUCCCACUCCCACCGCUACGUUAGAGAUUGUCAGCCCGCCAUUUAUGGCAACAGCACCCAUGAGAGUCUGCUGUCCAGCCGUGACGAUGAACAGCCAGUUGCUGAGUCCAAGGUGUUUGUCACAGAUGUGCAGGAUGGCAAUGGAGGGACCAGAUGGGUUUAUGGUCACAUGACUGUGGUUCAUGACCCACUGAGGACGGUGUCUGUGCUGGAACCAGGAGGGCCAGAUGGCUGCAGGAUGAAUCGUAAAGUGUCUGUGGAGGAAACAGCUGAGUCUGCUGGGUGUCUCUACGCCCAAAAUGCUGGCUUCUUCAACACAAACUCAGGCGAGUGUCUGGGAAACGUGGUUAGCGAUGGCAGGCUGGUUCGAGACAGUGGCGGGGUGCAAAAUGCACAGUUUGGAAUCAGGAAGGACGGCACUCUAGUGUUUGGGUAUCUGUCACAGGAAGACGUUUUAGACCAGUCCAACCCAUUUGUCCAGUUGGUCAGUGGUGUCAUAUGGCUGCUGAGGAACUGUGAGACAUACAUAAACUUCAGUCUGGAGGCCGAGUACAACAAGACCCAGGAGACGGGAUCAUUGCAGUAUUUUGCAAACGUGGUGUCAGCCAGAACUGCAGUGGGACACGAUGCAGAUGGAAAUCUGAUCUUGUUCCAAAUUGAUGGACAAACGGGAAUAAGAGGUAUGAAUCUUUGGGAGUUGGCGGAGUUUCUGAAAAAGAACAGAUUGGUCAAUGCCAUUAAUUUGGAUGGAGGCGGGUCUUCCACAUUCGUGGUUAAUGGCUCAUUGGCCAGCUACCCAUCUGAUCACUGCAAAUCAGACAGCAAGUGGCGCUGUAGCCGAGAAGUCUCUACUGUUCUCUGUGUUCAUAAGCGACGAUGCCAGCCAUCAAACUGCAGCGGGCACGGCCAAUGUGUGAACGGAAAGUGUCUGUGUCAGAAGGGCUGGCGGGGGGUCGCCUGUGACUCUCUUUUCUGUCAACCCCCCGCCUGCGGAUCUCAUGGUGUCUGCUCUGAGGAUGGAUGUAUAUGUGAUGCUGGAUGGAGGGGGAAGAACUGCAGUCAAGAGUGCCUCCCUGGUUACUAUGGCGACGGCUGCAACCAAACAUGCUCCUGCGCUAACGGCGGUUCCUGUGACCCUGUCCACGGGCGUUGCACCUGCCCUCCUGGUUUCCAUGGUGAAACGUGCAAACAAGUGUGUCCUCUGGGUUGGUUCGGUCUGUCCUGCGCUCAGGAGUGCCAAUGUGACGACUCGUGUCCGUGUGACCCGCAGACAGGAAGCUGUAACACCACUUUGGGAGGAGAGACCAAUUACACCUUACAAACGGCUGGACACUGUCUGGCCAGACAAAUAUUUACAUCCUGGAGACGAGAGGAAGAGGCUAACAGAGAGACACUUUAUUUGACUGAGCGAUCGUGGCUGAUCAUCGCUGUAGUCCUGGCUGCGCUUCUGAUUUUUAGCCUGAUCGUUCACGUCGUUCAGUUGUGUCGCAGCUCAGGAGCGUCCCGCUUCUCUCGGCGUCAGGAUUAUUCCUACAUACCUUUGGGCAACAUCAACGGAGCCGAUUCACGUGCCGGAGAUGCUGAAAUAUCUGUGAGGGAGAGUUUUGGACUGGAAGAUUCUGACUCUCAGGAAGAAGUUUGGUCCCCACCUCGAUCAGGGAAGUUAUAGCUGCGAGGAAGACCUAAAGAGGGAGAACACCGUUUUUGCACAAAGGCACACACCGA